AUGGAGACCCAGCAAAUCCUAUCACCAUUCACCGCGACUUACUUGAAAAGUGGCAUUCACGCAGUCGCAAAGACGGUACGUUUUCUCUUUGUGCCUUGUAAAUCAUUUUCACAAACGUACGGAUCUUUUAAAACAAGAACUUUAUUUUAUUUCAAAUCAGUGUUUUGAUAUCACUUGUGGUAGUGUUUUGUCAUACAAACAUUCACGGUAAAACAACAUUUUAUUAAGCGUUUUUUAAGAGUUUCUGUUUUUUCUCACAAGUUGGUGAUUACAACAGUUUACCGGGAAUUUUUACAGGGAACACUUCUAGGAUUGUUUACUUGUAGAAUUUUCUUUCAGUAUAAUUGUAUCCCUGACGGAUGCAAUAGAUGUCUACCCCCACCCUAGUCUAAACUGUUACCAGUAGUCUGCGGAAUAGUUAACAUACUGUCUUUUACGGUUAGUUUUUGGAGUGUAUAUCAAGCUACAUAUUUCACAGGAUUCUGAAUGAAAUUAUUUUCUCGUGCUUGGCUCCUCAUCAUGUCAUAGUCAUUUCUUAUAGCAAAAUCAAGCUUUAUAUGGCCUAGCCUUAUUUGGUUUAUAGUUAUUUUUUAUUUUCCUCCAAAUCUAUUAUAAAUUGGCAACCACUUGCUCAGUUUAUCCAGUUGGUUCAGUUGGUUUACCUAUGGAGAGCAAGUCCUCAAGUCCAGUAUAUAUUUUCAAGUCUCCCACAGAUGUGUAUUUAUCAAUAACAUUUGGUAUGUUACAUUAUUUCCUAUUUCUUUAUUAUUUUAUGCCUUUUAGUUUGGUUUAGUUGCUUUCUAUUUCCUUAGUUUGUAGCAAUUUUGUUCUUAUAAUUUAGCCGCAUUUUCAAUAGCUUUCUGUUUAGAGUGUUUAUCUCAUUUGACCUUUAGUCUCGCACAACAAAUAAUUUGCCUGUUAAACAUUCUGCUAUUGUUCUCACCAAUAGUUACUGUAUCAUUGCUUACCUUUGUUUCUAAUCAUUUUCUGUAACUGUUCCCUUGUAUUCAAUCCAUUUUUGUUCCAAUUAUCUUUUUGUCAUUGCUAUUUUCGUAAUUUAGUUUCAUUGUUCCAGUUAGUAUUAGCUUAGUAAUGCUCUAUUGUUAUGCAAGACACGUAAUCCGAAUCCCUGGUUUUUGUCUAUUUUGCACUUCAUGUAAUGUUCUCAGAUUAUACUCAGCUUUUGGUUUGUUAACAUUUUUAAGUCACUUUUAUAGUUUCUUAAGUAAUCUUAAUUGCACUUUUUUACAUGCAAUUUAUUAGAGAGCAUUACGUAAUCAGCUAUCUAGUCUUAUUCUUGUUUCUAAUAUUUAGCUUAUAAAUACUUUUUAGCUUAUUGUAGUUUUUACUCUAUUUUUGUAUUUUAGUUUCUCAUUCCCGUUUUUGUUUGAUCAAUAAAUUCAUAAAACUUAAGCUCAAAUCUGUUGUUCUUGUGUCGACCGUUUGGCCGUCUUACAUUUUGGUGUCAGAAGUGGGAUUUGAGCAAAUCUUAAGUAGACAAAAACGGGAACGAGCUAACAAAUAGGAUGACAGAAGCCCAGAUAAACGAGCUUACUGACAUGUUGGCAGCAUUAGAGCAGCAGCUUCAGAACCAGAAUGGUCCUAGCGCAUCUGCCUCUGAUUCGAGUUCCGCAAACCCUGGCCAGAUCACAGUGAAAGUGCACAGAGAGCGCAAACUUAGGAAGUUUGCUGGCAGCCGUGACGAUAGCAUGCUGGAAGAGUGGAUUGGGGACACCACCCAGGCCAUCGCUGGACAAACAGAUGCUGAUGGCAUGGACUUUUUGCUCGAACAACCUGGACAGUGUAGCCAAGGAAGAGGUCCGCCUACACCCAGCUGA
Porites evermanni is the source of this 1838-nucleotide messenger RNA. NCBI's taxonomy places the organism in Eukaryota, Metazoa, Cnidaria, Anthozoa, Scleractinia, Poritidae. The record is from the annotation of a GenBank genome assembly.